AUGGAGGUUGCCGAAAGCCUUCAACAAAAAGGUGACGAGCAAUCAAAAACCAGAAGAGAGGAACAGGAUGCUCCGCAAGCCUGCAGCUCAAACCCUACUGAGGACACUGCUUCUUCAAACCCUGCCGAAGACACUGCUUCUCAAGCCUGUGACAGUGAUACAGAGACACAUCAUGACCCAGACAACCAUGGAGAGGCAUUGGAGACUCUAAAGGAGACACUAACAGAACAGAAGCAGGAGAUGUUGAACCUGAAGAUGGAACUUCAAGCCAAAGACAGCCAAAUCCAGUUGCUUGGGAAGGAACGUCAUGCAUACACUACAAAUGCAUUAACCCCAGAGUGUCUAAACAACAGUAAUGUACCUGAGUACUUCCACUACUGCAUAGACAAAGAGAUCUGUAAUCAGUGUAAUAUCAUAGAGCUACUGCAGGGUUGUAUUCGGUGUGGCUACCUUAAAGUUGGAGAUGGAUUAAUGACCGACAAAGGUUUUCUGAUUGAAAAAGAAGUGGAAGAGAUUGGUCUCAGGCUGAACAUUCCACCUUUUGCUAGAUCUAACCGUCAGAUGCCACAUGCAGAUGUUGAGAUGACCAAAAAAAUUGCCAAACACAGCGUUCAUGUGGAAAGGGCAAUUGCCAAAAUUAAAAAGUUUAAGAUUGUUUCUGUUUAUGUAAGAAAUCUGGUGCAGUCCUCCCUUGUGCAUCAAAAAAGCAACGUUGAGCCAGUUAAUGCUGGGGAAAAUGUGACUUUGAGAUGCACCAUUAAAAGUAUUGAUGCCACAAGGUUUUACUGGUACAAACAAACACUGGGACAGAAACCACAGCUUAUAUCUCAAUUUUAUAAGUAUGGCAAAGUCAGAUUUUAUGGUGAAUACAUAAACAAUUCUCGUUUCACUAUACAAACAGAAAAUAAUGGGAAUCACUUGAACAUUUCAAAUUUGCGUCUUUCAGAUUCUGCAACUUAUAACUGUAUAGCUAACCAUCAAAGUCAAUUUGAAUUUAGAGAGGGAGUGAUUCUUAAUGUGAACGGUUCAGGUUCACUUACAAAAGCUAUCGUCCAUCGGCCGGUGUCUGACAAGUCAGGAGAGACUCUGAACUGCAACAUACUACAUGCUGAGACCUGUGAUGGAGAACUAAGUGCGUACUGGUUCACCAGCUCACCAAAAUCUCAUCCUGGAAUUAUCUACACCAAAGGAAUCAAGAACAAUCAGUGUGAGAGGAGAGCUGAGACACAAACACACACCUGUUUCUACAACUUACCAAAGAACAACUUUACUGGUUCUGAUGCUACAACUCAACUCUGUGCUGUGGUUUCUUGCGGAAAUAUUCUUCUUGGAAAUGGGGCCAAGAUAAGUAUUGAAAGUGGAGUGGAAAAUCUUUCCUUGGUGUAUUUCAUGAGUGUGGCAUUGGUAGUGACAUCUAUUCUGGUGGUUGUCCUGUCUUACUGUGCACUCAAGAUGAGGCGGAGAGAGUGUCGCUACUGUUUAAAACGAGAUUCUCAACCAAGAAGUUUUGUUGCUGCAACAACAAGUGUACGGGACCAAAAUGCAGACAAUUUCCAGUACGCAGCUGUAAAUGUAAGGAAGAACAACAGGCCAAGCGGACAGAGAGACGACAAUAAUGAGCAGUGUGUGAACACAACCUGUGUGUACUCCAGUAUAAGACAGUAGACAUGGGCAUGUUUUUCUGCACUUGA
Messenger RNA from Lampris incognitus (smalleye Pacific opah), 1691 nucleotides. RefSeq lists its product as uncharacterized. NCBI's taxonomy places the organism in Eukaryota, Metazoa, Chordata, Actinopteri, Lampriformes, Lampridae. Gene Ontology annotation, biological process: response to bacterium. The transcript is spliced from 8 exons. The record is from RefSeq and is a predicted model, not a curated record. The coding region runs from base 1 to 1665 and encodes 554 amino acids.